AUGCAACCGAUGAGGAAGUCUGUACUCCAUGUGUUUCUCUUAUGCUGGCUAUUAUCUGUCAGUGAUGCACUUGAAUGUAGAACAUGUGACAAAAUCGAUCCAUCGUGCGACACACCUUCGAACGAUUACAACCAAGUAUGCGAUGACGAAAAUAGCGUAUGCUACUCAUGGUUUCAUCGCGGCGCUGAAACAAAUGUUCAACGUGGUUGUAUGUCAACGAUCUCGGCCGAAUACAAGUUAAUUCAAGAAACGAUUGGCCAUCGAAACGAGGGUUGCGUCAAACGUAUGCGCACAUUCGAUUGCUUUAAGUUUUGUUCCCGUGAUGCAUGCAAUUGA
Messenger RNA from Adineta ricciae, 336 nucleotides. NCBI's taxonomy places the organism in Eukaryota, Metazoa, Rotifera, Eurotatoria, Adinetida, Adinetidae. The record is from the annotation of a GenBank genome assembly.